This is a messenger RNA of Punica granatum (pomegranate), 1815 nucleotides long. The record is from RefSeq and is a predicted model, not a curated record. NCBI's taxonomy places the organism in Eukaryota, Viridiplantae, Streptophyta, Magnoliopsida, Myrtales, Lythraceae.
AAGCUUUGAGCAGCGUUCCUUACCGAGGGAAGAGCAGUCAACCACACAGAGGAAAACCUGAAGAAGCAGCUCCGAUGGGAUUGCGGUGCUCCUUCGGCGGAACGACCUUACAGACCCUAAUGCUUCGUGCUUGUCCUCCUCCUUCGUCUUCUUCUUCGUUGAGCUUCUCCUUGCUCAGAACGCUAAAUCCUCAACGACGGAGACCAGUCCGCCAUUUCAUCCCUCUCGCUAGAGCCCUCUCUGCCUCUUCUCUAUCAGCAACUGCCUCCGUUACUUCAGAAGCUGCCCCCAGAACGGAUUCAGAUGACAAGGCUGCGAAGUCUCAGUGGAAGGCUGCGAUUGACUUCAAGUGGAUAAGGGACCACAGAGAUGCAGUUGCCACAAACAUCAAGAACAGAAACUCCAGUGCCAACUUGGACCUUGUUCUCGAGCUUUAUGCCAAAAUGUUGGAUACCCAAAAGGAAGUGGAGCAGCUUCGUGGAGAGAGGAAUGCAGUUGCGAACAAGAUGAAAGGGAAGUUAGAACCUUCGGAGCGCCAAAAACUUGUCGAGGAAGGUAAGAACUUAAAAGAAGGUUUGAUGACUUUGGAAGAAGACUUGGUUAAGCUGACCGAUGAGCUCCAACAAGAAGCACAGUUUAUCCCCAAUAUGACCCAUCCCGAUGUCCCUAUCGGCGAUGAGGAUUCUUCUGUAAUAAGAAAGAUGGUUGGAAGCCCUCGCGAGUUUAGCUUUCCAGUUAAGGAUCAUGUACAGCUUGGAAAAGAACUUGAUCUUUUUGAUUUUGAUGCUGCUGCUGAGGUCAGUGGAUCGAAGUUCUAUUACCUGAAGAACGAAGCUGUUCUGCUAGAGAUGGCUCUCAUCAAUUGGACACUUUCUGAAGUUGUCAAAAGGGGCUUCACACUUCUUACAACCCCUGAGAUUGUCAGGUCUUCUGUAGUUGAAAAGUGUGGGUUCCAACCUCGUGGAACAAAUACCCAGGUUUAUUCCAUCAAAGAUAGUGACCAAUGCCUAAUUGGUACCGCAGAGAUACCUGUUGGAGGAAUCCACAUGGACUCUAUUCUUCCCAACUCAUCGCUUCCACAUAAAUAUGCAGCCUUCUCUCAUUGCUUCCGAACUGAGGCGGGUGCUGCAGGAGCUGCAACUAGAGGUCUUUAUCGAGUGCACCAGUUUAGCAAGGUGGAGCUGUUCGUUUUAUGCCGGCCAGAGGAGAGCAAUGCUUACCACGAAGAGCUCAUAACGAUUGAAGAAGACCUCUUCUCUUCACUGGGACUGCAUUUCAAAACUCUCGAUAUGGCUUCUGGUGAUUUGGGGGCACCGGCGUACCGAAAGUUCGAUGUGGAGGCAUGGAUGCCCGGCUUAGGACGCUAUGGAGAGAUAUCGAGUGCCUCGAAUUGUACGGACUAUCAGAGCCGGAGACUGGGUAUUCGGUACCGGCCAGUGGACCCUGCUUCAUUGAAUAAUAAUAGCCCUAAGAAGGGGAAAAGCAAUGCUGGUCCGACACAGUUUGUGCACACAUUAAAUGCCACAGCUUGUGCGAUUCCUCGGAUGAUUGUGUGCAUACUCGAGAACUAUCAGCAGGAAGAUGGCUCGGUUGCCAUCCCAGCCCCGUUGAGGCCCUUCAUGGGUGGGCUUGAGGUCAUAGCUCCCAGACCCAGAUAAUACAAUAUAAACAUGAGAUUGUACCUUAGAAUCGAGGUUUUCUUUUUACAAAUCAUUUUACAAUUUUAGGUCUACCUGUGACUGUGACAGUUUGAAAAAUUAUUAUUAUUUUGUAUCUUUGGAAUUAUGAAGAAAUAAAUUGGUGGUUUAAUAUUUU